Molecule: messenger RNA, 1750 nt
Organism: Zychaea mexicana
Lineage: Eukaryota; Fungi; Mucoromycota; Mucoromycetes; Mucorales; Lichtheimiaceae
Product: leucine aminopeptidase
Exons: 6
Coding region: 1-1476 (491 amino acids)
Biological process (GO): proteolysis
Molecular function (GO): aminopeptidase activity; metalloexopeptidase activity
Source: RefSeq, a predicted model, not a curated record
AUGCGUGUUCUUCCAGCAAUCGCCUCGGCUUUGGCUCUUUUGUCUGCCGCCUCCGUCCAAGCUGCCCCUCUCGAUGAACGUGGUCCUCCUGCCCAUGCCUUGUCGAAGCAAUUGACCAACCGCGUCAAGAUUGAAGGUCUUUUAAGACACACCGAUGCUUGGCAAAAGAUUGCCGACGAAGGUGGCGAUGACAACCGUGUCUUUGGCUCCAAGGCCCAUAAUGCCACCAUCGAUUACAUCUACAACUUCAACAAGGAAAAUGGUUACGAGACCACCCUCCAAUUUGCAGCUAGCGAACAAAAAGGCUAUCAUCAUAGAGGAACUGACAAAAAUGCCAGCACUCCUGAAGGCGGUGUUACCGGCGAUUUGGCCAGCACCGGCAAUUUGGGUUGUACAGCUGCUGAUUAUGGCGAUGUCACGGGCAAGAUCGCCCUGGUUCAGCGUGGCACUUGUUCUUUUGGCGAGAAAGCCGCUGCUGCUGGUGAGGCUGGUGCUGCCGGUCUUUUGAUCUACAACACUGAGGAUGGCGAAUUGAACGGUACACUUGGUGAAGUCCUUGAAGGUUCUGCACCAACGGGUGGCAUCAGCAAAGCUGAUGGUGAGGCCUUGGCUGAGUUGGUGGCUGGCUCCACCCCUGUCUCUGUCUUGCUUAACUUGGUCGAGAUCCAUGAGAAUCGUACGAGCGCCAAUGUCUGUGCUGAAACCAAGACUGGUAACAAGAAUAACGUUGUCAUGUUGGGUGCACACACUGAUUCUGUCGUUGCUGGUCCCGGUAUCAAUGACAAUGGCUCCGGCUCUGCCGGCUUGCUUGAAGUGUCGUACCUUUUCCGAAAUGUCAAGCCGAACAACGCUGUGCGCUUCUGUUAUUGGACAGCCGAAGAAUUUGUCGGUGCCGAAUACUAUGUUUCCCAAUUGUCUCAGGAGGAAAGGGAUAACAUUGCUUUAUAUCUUAACUUCGACAUGAUUGCAUCGCCCAACUACUUUAACGGCAUUUAUGACGGUGAUGGUUCAGCCUUCGACAUUCCCGGCCCUGAGGGUUCUGCUGCCAUCGAAAACUUACUCGAAAAUUAUUUUGCCAGCCAAGGCGCCAAGUCCAGCCCUACCGAAUUCAACGGACGCAGCGAUUACGGCCCCUUUAUCGACGUUGGUAUUCCUGCUGGUGGUACUUUCACCGGCGCUGAAGGCCUAAAGACAGCAGAGGAAGCUGAAUGGUAUGGUGGUGAGGCUGGCGUCGCCUAUGACGAAUGUUACCAUCAAGCAUGCGACACCAACAACAAUCUGAACAAUGAAGCUUUCGUUCUUCACACCAAGGCUAUUGCCCACGCUGUCGCUACUUACUCUUACUCGACCGAAGAUGUCAAUGGCGUUGUCUCUGGCAAGCCCGGCAACCGCCCAGGCAGAGGGCCAAAGAACAAAAUGGCUGCCAACAAAGGCGAGCGUGCUGCUUGUGGCUCCAAGCCUCGAUCUUCCCAGUAAAAUUCCGAUAAUAUAAUAUGUACAUCUAUAUAAUUUUUUGGCUUAUUAUGUAUACUUCCAUUCAACUCCAUUCUGCUUUCUCUAUACUCAUUGCUGUACACUACUAGUAGCUAUGAUAAGCCUUCUGCUCCAGUUUUUUUGUGUAUAACUUAAAAUAAAAGGUCAAGUACAUAGUAAUUGUGUCUAGUACAGUACCCGCUCGUUAAACCGAUCACCUUUAAACCGAUAUUUCGUUAAACCAAUCACUUCCCCAAAAUACCAGCUUGGUAAGCAG